Messenger RNA from Postia placenta MAD-698-R-SB12, 321 nucleotides. RefSeq lists its product as hypothetical. The record is from RefSeq and is a predicted model, not a curated record. Lineage: Eukaryota; Fungi; Basidiomycota; Agaricomycetes; Polyporales; Adustoporiaceae. The transcript has a single exon. Bases 1 to 321 code for a protein of 106 amino acids.
AUGCGGUUGUACAACUCGCAUUACCCGUGGUACAUCGACGCGGAGAGCGCGAACCCGACGGGCGUGACGCUGCACGAGCUGUUCGCGGCGAUCUGGCUGUCGAUGAUGACGCCGAUCUCGAAUGCGGACUACUGGAACAACGAGAUGAAUGGCGAGGUGCGUGAACGCAUUGCCGCGGCGUGGUUUGCGCGGUGCGAGGACGAUGGGGAGCGCAAGCGAGGCGUGCGCCGGGUCGACUUCUUGAUGGAUCGGGUCAUCCUCGAGGGGUUCGUCCGCGGCAAGGACGGGAUGUGGGAGAUGACCAUCAAGAGACCGACGUGA